Messenger RNA from Drosophila virilis, 985 nucleotides. It is a transcript of the gene Bdbt, whose product is annotated as Bride of doubletime. Gene Ontology annotation, molecular function: protein binding. The record is from RefSeq and is a predicted model, not a curated record. Lineage: Eukaryota; Metazoa; Arthropoda; Insecta; Diptera; Drosophilidae.
UUUUGUUAGCAGUUUCGCCUGAGCUUAACAGAUCAUCAUUAGUAACUAAAAAAAAGAGCUUUAAAUUUGCACUUAUUAUUUAGAUAUGGAUUGGUACGUUGGCACCGAAUGGAAUGACACAGCACGCGGGCUACAUAAGAAGGUGUUGAGCCUUGAGUUUCAGAAAAUCGAGAAGCCAUUUGCUGUCAGCACCGUCUUGUUCAGCGUAAACAAACCAUGCAUAAACUUGGGACCCAGACCAAGUAAAUACUUGGGCUCCAGUGAGCUACAGGAAUACACGUUAGAGAUGGGCACUGCUGUAACUCCAAUUGAUUGCUAUUUGGAGCUGUUGUUGCAGCAGUUCAUACCUGGCGAAUCCUCGGCGUGCAGCAUUACAACUAAAACUGGCGAACGUUUGGAAUUCGAGCUAAAGCUGCAGCGCAUCAUUAGCAAUAAACAAGUGGAGAAGCUGAACGCAGCGGAAAUAUAUAAACUGGCACUAAGCUACAAGGAGAAUGGCGUAGCUAUGUUUAAGGAACAUCCAAAGUUUGCUUGUGACUAUUUCUCACGUGCAGCUAAAUUGCUGAUUACAUACAAACCCUUCGAUAAGCUGGACAAAAAGACAAACGGCAUCGAUGGCAGCCAAUUGCAGAUAUUGUUUGUGCAGAUACAAACAAAUUUAGCCGCAUGCUUUCUGCUGGAAAAGCGUUACGAGCAUGUCAUAUAUCAAACACAAUUUGUCGAAGAACAGGAGGAGCCGAGCGAGAAAAGCAUCUAUCGGCGCGCAUUGGCCUACUAUUACCUGAAGGAGUUCGAAAAGGCUCAGCAGUUGAUUGAGCGUGUCCCCAACUACGAGGAUAAACGUGAAUUUAGUAAAUUGCGCGACAACAUUGCGGCCAGCUGGAAAAAUAGCAAUGCCAACUACAAGCAAGUGGUGCAGCGCAUGUUUAGCUAGAUAUAAUGCGAAUACGAAUACUAUUUAAUAAAACCUAAUAUUUUGCUUUUA